AUGGAAGCUCGUGACCCAGAAGAUGACCAUGGUCGCAUGGAUGACGACAAAGGAUUGACUGGCCAAGAAGCACCGCCUACGACCGACGAGCCAGCACGCACAUCCAGGGACAUGGCACGCUUGGCGGAAGAUAUGGCCGGAGUUGGAAUCCGCGACGCACAGGAAGAGCAGAACAUACGGGAGGACGCUCGGAUAUCGGCCGCAUGGCUGCACCAAAAUCAGCCCGCGACUGGACCAAGAGGAUUUGAGGAGACCUUUGCAUAUUACGCCGAGAAACGUCGACAGAAAGCCUCCGAAGGCGUUCCAGACGACACCAAUAUUCCGACCAACGUCACCACACCCUCUGGCAGCGCUGUUCCGUCUGAGGUCUACAUCCCGCCCAAUGUUCUUGUAGCUCCUGGUGUCAAAAUUCCGCCUGGCAGCAAGUUCCCAACCGACAUUCCCAUUGUGUUUCCGUCUGGCACGACCCUCCCGCCCAACAUACCGAUUGGACUGGCGGAAGACUAUGUUCGUCGUUUGAACGGAAACAUCUCUUCUUGGGCCCCAGCUCCAGCUGAGCCCUCCAUGGACCCUGCCGGAGAAGGCCAAAACACCGAGACUGGCAAUCCUUUCGUGAAGCUUCCUCAAACGCCCCCCAAUGACGAGUCUGAGAGCGCCCGGAAUUUCAUCCACACACGCAAUGACGAUGCCGCUACCGCCAAGGAAGAUUUCUUGCAGUAUCGACCCGGAACGAUCCUGCGCCUCAGCCCUCACGAGCCACCCGAGCCCUAUAGCAUCUCUCAUUACGCGAACCCUGACAAAUUGUCCAGCAAAGUCAAGAUGCUAUCGAAAGAAGAGGAACCAAUGAGUCGGACGGAAUUAGUUUUCCACGACACUCACCGACUACAACUACCCCUGGUGAAAACGAAGAAAGCCCAGAGCACCCUCUCGCCGACGGUUUUAACCCCCAGCGACAAAAAGAAGGGAAAAGAGAAGAGAAAGGGCAAGAAGAAGGACACUUCCAAGUCUGAUGAUCCGUUGGAUGGCUUCCAAGUAGAGGUGGAAGUCGACAGACUCGUCAGCGGCGGUUCAGAAGCGGGUUGUCAGAUUCUUCGCUGCAAGGUGACGAAAGCGCCCGAGUCGGAAAGAUGGACAGCGAACCCCAAGAACAUUGACGAACCAUCAUUGUACGGAGAGCCCUUGAAUGUUGGAGACCAUGUCGCCGUCAAAGUCUUCGACCCAUUGUUCUACGGCGACGUUUCGGACACAGACAAGGGCCCCUGGAAAGUCACCAUCAUUGCAGAUGGCGACCUCAGUCGCGAGAACGCCGCAUAUCAACACCUCUGGGAGGCAGGAAGGACAGGGCCCCCGCACCUAGCACCUCAGUAUCAUGGGUCUUGGACAUUUUCACUCGGAACCGCUUAUCCAAAGUUCAAGGCUCAGACUCGCCGAGUUGGAGCGGUCAUGAUCGAAUACAUUCACGGCAAGAGCAUCGAAGACUUGUGUUAUCGCAACAAGCACUAUCACUUGGUGCCACCAACGGGUCCCACAAAUCUUGACUUCGAGGAGACCAAACAGCUUGACUUGACCCGGGAGAUUCGCCUUAAAACCUUGAAGAAUUUCAUGAAGCACACCGUUCAUCAACUUCACGCCGGGGUCGAGCACUGGUGGCCGGAGCCGGAGAACAUCCUCAUCUCGACAUACGAAAAUGACAAACCGCGAGUCGGCUUGGUUGACUAUGUCGUUCAAUGA
Messenger RNA from Colletotrichum aenigma, 1731 nucleotides. RefSeq lists its product as uncharacterized. Bases 1 to 1731 code for a protein of 576 amino acids. The transcript has a single exon. NCBI's taxonomy places the organism in Eukaryota, Fungi, Ascomycota, Sordariomycetes, Glomerellales, Glomerellaceae. The record is from RefSeq and is a predicted model, not a curated record.